This is a messenger RNA of Clarias gariepinus (North African catfish), 2148 nucleotides long. RefSeq names its product photoreceptor outer segment membrane glycoprotein 2-like. The record is from RefSeq and is a predicted model, not a curated record. NCBI's taxonomy places the organism in Eukaryota, Metazoa, Chordata, Actinopteri, Siluriformes, Clariidae. Gene Ontology annotation, cellular component: membrane. Bases 460 to 1545 code for a protein of 361 amino acids. The transcript has 4 exons. Gene Ontology annotation, biological process: visual perception.
GACAUAUGAGUGUAAACAUCAGUGCUUACAAUGAAACCGAGAAUAUCUAAUAAAGAGUAGAGAAUCAACGUGGAUGUACUGCAAGGUGUUACCAAAAAUUAAGCGAAAGUGAAGCAGACAUGUGUGGCAUGUGAGCAUCUUUCAGGUCACGUGGAGAAAUAAGAACAAACUAGGCUGCCCUAGAGAUGCUCAUGUAUUGACAAAAGGCCAUAUAAAACUUUACCAAUGCACAUAAUUAUGGACUGCUUGCAUCUAGCCUUCACUGAUUUAUUUCUCACCAAUGAGUAGUCAACAAUUCCAAGUUGAAAAUGCCUUGAUUUGAAAAAAAAAUGCCACAUUGAUGGGAACUUGUAUUUUGGUUCAAUGUCCUUGCCAACAUUUUCUGGUAACCUACUUCUCAACAAGAACAAAUUCUUUUAAAUUCAACUGUUUCAUCUGAAUACUGAAGCCAGAGAUAUAAUGGCUGUACUACGCGUAAGAUUCACCAAAACCCAGAGAGACCGGCUUGCCCAGGUGCUUUGGUUGCUGAAUUGGAUCUCGGUUGUGACGGGUCUCAUUCUGUUCAGUCUGGGCCUUUUCCUGAAAGUGGAGAUCAACAAGAGGAAGGAGCUAAUGGCUAAGCAGGACGUCCAUUCCGUACCAGAUAUGCUGAUUGCAGUAGGGCUCAUCGCUUGUGUGAUCAACUUCGUUGGAGGAAAGAUCUGCUAUGACUGUGUAGACACCAACAAGUUCCUGCGCUGGAAGCUUUUGAUGCUCCCGUAUAUAAUUUGCACAUUCUUCUUCACCCUGUGUGUGCUAGUCGGCGCACUCAUGUGCUACAGCAUGCACGGGGAACUGAAGGAAUCUCUAGCACUAGGCUUACAAAAUGCUAUACGCUACUAUAAAGAUACGGACACACCGGGCCGGUGCUUCCUUAAAAGCACAGUUGACCUCCUGCAGAUCCAGUUCCAGUGUUGCGGAAAUGUAGGCCACCGGGACUGGUUGCAGAUUCAAUGGAUCAGCAACCGCUAUCUGGACAUGUCCAAGCAGGAAGUUAAGGACCGUUUACGAAGUAAUGUGGAAGGAAAGUAUCUGGUUGAUGGUGUACCUUUCAGCUGCUGUAACAUCAACUCACCUCGACCAUGUAUUCAGUAUCAAAUCACCAACAACGCAGCCCAUUUUAACUAUGACUACCAGACAGAAGAGUUAAACCUGUGGAGUAAAGGAUGUCAACAGGCUUUGGUGGAAUAUUUCACUUACAUAAUGCACUCAGUCGGCCUUAUUGUGCUUCUUAUCUGGCUCUUCGAGAUCUCGGUGCUCACUGGUGUCCGGUACUUGCAAACAGCCUUGGAGAACGUACUGCUUCGAGGAGACCCCGAGUCUGAAUCUGAAGGAUGGCUUUUGGAGAACAGCUUUGCGGAGACCGCACGCUACAGUUUCAACAUCAUAAAAAACCUGGGCAAAGGCAAUCAGGUUGAAAAUGGGGACCCCAAUGUAAACAGGCCAACCACAGCACACUAUGGUCCUGAUAACGUACCUCCAAAGCAAACGCCUGAGGACAGUUAACCACAUCUGUUCAGACUUUCUCUAUCAGCUUGAACAGCUUCCAGUAGGUUAUUCAAUCCUAUACAAGUCUUAGGAAAAACUAUACAUAACAUAUUGACCGAGACUCACUUUAAAACAUCUAAUGGGAAACAAAAUGAGUACAAAGCAACUCAUCACUCAAUGCUAUACAAAGUCUUAAAUUCACUGUGACCACACUUCACUCUUAUUGUUUAAAUGCUUUUUAGAAUACAUGCUGAAGCAAAGGAUUUUUUUUUUUUAAAGCUGGGGAUACACUUCACAAAUUUAGCCAGGAUUUUGUAUUUAGCCAGAAUUUAAAAUUCCAAACAAAUGUCCAUCCUAAUCUGCGCCAGACACCACAAGUUGUGGCCAGUUGGAAUAGGAAUCGUUGUGUAUAAGGGGAAGGGAAAGAGAACAGUUUCCUCCCAAUGUGUCAAACUUUUUCAAAGCCGACUCCGAAUGCUGUCGCCCAGUGUAUACAGUGGUUACCGACCCAACCAGGGAAUGCGUCGCAUCAGUAGCUAACAGAGAGACCGGUUUUACUUUUUUUCCCCUUUCUCAGCACAGACGGUGGUGCAUAUUAAAUCUGCUACUGCGUGUCUUGCA